UGCAGUGGCACGUAGCGGCUGGUUGUAUUGUCUGGUAUUGUUCCGUGAGUUAAACCGAUCACCCUCUCUGUAUCGAUCCAUGGCAGUUCCGAGCGAUGACGCGAUGAAUAGCACAGUACGCGUGGAACAGCUCGUGGGCGACGAAUGCCGCAUCUGUCUCAAGUCCUGCACGGAGGUGUGCCAGCUCUUCCACAACGACAGCGGGAUACCGGAGAAGUUGAUGGCCAUCGCCGCUGUACAGGUGGAGGUAGGGGACGGUCUGCCAGCUUACAUCUGUUCAGCUUGCAAUGAUUUGCUUGACGUGUCCUAUGACUUCAGAUGCCAGAUUCAGAACGCCGACGAGAGGUUACGGCAGUUUCUGAAAUUACAGAUUCAGCCUAUGCUGCACGACAAACAUGCGAAAGAUAGCAUGAUAAUCAAAGAUAUCACGGAUGUCAUAUCCGACGUAGUAUCUUGUAAAAAAGAUAAUCAUAUAGAGCAAGGUAUUUCCUCAUCUCACGAUAUUGUUGCGUUUAAUAAUACUGCCGUUCAGUCUGAUAUGGUAAUUGAUGAAUCUCACAUAAGCCACAAGAUACAAAAGACGACAGAAAUUAUAGAACCAAGUGAAAAAGAUGCACUGUACGAUACAGUUAAAGAUAAUGUACAUAAUGUUGAAAUGAUGGAAGUAGCCUUUUGUCAUGAGGCACAUAUGGAUGAUGCAGUUGCCGAUCAUUCAGAUCGAUUUUCCAGCUCAACAACGGAAGACAGAUGUGUCAAACAAGAAGAUUUAAUACUACCUGAAGAUAAUGAGACAUCGGGAAAUUUAACGGAUGAAAAUAGGAAAGAUACAUUAAAAAUUGAGAUUAAGAAUACAUUGCUGGAAAAUUUCAACGACAUUUCGAAGGAAACCAUGGUAUUAGGAAUGGAUAUGAAAAGCGUCACAAAUUGUAGUGAUGACGAGGAGAAACCACUUAUAAGCAGGACAACGAGAAAGAAGUGCUUGCAUUGCAUCAAAUCGUUUGCGACGAAAGUUGCGUUGCAGCGACACAUGAACGUACACAAAAACAAAACAAAGCUACGUUUCGUGUGCAUCAUAUGUAACAAGCAGUUCUCGAAUAUCGAUAAAUUGAAGAAUCACGUGCUUACGUGUCACGAGACGCCAGAUAGUAAAGCGUCACAAGAUUACAGAAAGACAAAUAAAGUGUUGGCAAAAGUUACUAGAAGUGGCACCGUUAUGGACAGCACGAGGGAAGAAAAGAAAAACUUCAAGUUUACGUGCAAAGUCUGUUCGAAACAAUUUAUAUAUCAGAAAUCCUUUUUGUCUCAUGCCAAAAGUCAUGUUGAAUAUAAUGUGAAUACGGACGAUGUACUUGAGCAAUCUGCGAAUGAUACGACGAGUGAACAAAAAAAUAGGAUGCCAACAUUCAGAGAAAAUGAAUCUGAGGAGGAGGAAGAAGAAGAAGAUGACGAUGACAGUGAUUUACCAAUCAAAAGUCUACAGUGUACUCAGUGCGGCAAACUUUUUGCUACAAAGAGAAACCUGAAGAGGCAUAUCUCGACGCACAGUGGCUUGAAGUUUAAUUGUUCGACAUGCGGUAAAGGAUUUUCGAGAAUCGACAAGCUGAAAGAUCACGAACAGUCGAAACACAAAGAGGAAAUAUUCGGUAACACUGAUGACGAAGACUAUGACGAGGAGGAUAACGAGAGCAAAAUCAAUGAGAAUUCCGAAAACCGAAAGAAAGACCGACACAACAGGCCACAUAAGUGCAUGCUUUGUCCAAAGGCCUUCGCACAGCCUCAAUCACUGGCAAAUCACGUUGAGAGGCAUAAACGGGUGAAGGACACGCAGAAACGGUUUCUCUGCGAGAAAUGUAGCAAGUGCUUUGCUCAGAGUGGGUCGCUGGUGGCACAUAUGCGUACACAUACUGGCGUCAAGCCAUAUGUAUGCAAUGUAUGCAGUCGUGCCUUCACCAAGAGCACGUAUUUACAAUUGCAUCUGAGAACUCAUAGCGGUGAGAAACCGUAUAUCUGCCAAUACUGUAGUAGAGCGUUUGCCAGGGCCAACACUCUGGCGCGGCACAUCACCAUGCACACUGGUGAGGCCAAAUAUCAUUGCAAUAUCUGCACCAAGUCCUUCCGACGAUUAACCUCGCUGAACGAACACACGUAUACACAUACCGGUCAACGACCGUACGCGUGCAAGCUAUGUACUAAAAGAUACAACAAUGCCGGCUCAUUAUACGCUCAUACGAAGAAGUGCAAGGCGCAGCAAUUGUCCAACUCAACAACGUCUGCAUAUGCAGUGUCCACGGCAGAUAAUGCGCCGCAGCAGAACGACGCAUCUAUGCCUCUACUAAUAUAUUCUCCGAGAAAGCUGGUAGAAGAAGCAGCUGUUGGUCAAGUUGUAUCGACGCCGCAAUAUAUGGUAACAAAUGUGCACAAUCAAAAAACAGUGCCGCCCAACGUGAUCCAACCGUACGCCGUAGAGGAUCCGAAUGUGUAUAAUUCAAAACAGUUUAAGAACUCGUAUUAUGCUAUUUAUCCAAACAUGCAAUAAUGUCAAUCGUCGAUCACAUCUGGUUGCUAAUUGUCAUCGCUCAGUGAUUUUGGUUUAUAUUAAAAAUCGGUUAAACUAACAAUCUAAGGUUGUGUUCCGUUAUUUGUUGCGAGUACUGAAAAUCUGCAGUUUAUGUAAACUAUAUAUUUUCAGUACACACAAUGGCUACGUUUACACCGUGCGCUUAGUCCGCAGCCUAUAUCCCAAAUUCGAUCUAAAUUAUUUAGGCCUCAUGUAAACACUUGGUAAAUUACCUGAUCUAGUUUUAGGUCAGGC
This is a messenger RNA of Mycetomoellerius zeteki, 2812 nucleotides long. Its product is annotated as zinc finger protein 569. The transcript has 3 exons. Gene Ontology annotation, molecular function: DNA-binding transcription factor activity, RNA polymerase II-specific; RNA polymerase II cis-regulatory region sequence-specific DNA binding; zinc ion binding. The coding region runs from base 80 to 2536 and encodes 818 amino acids. Lineage: Eukaryota; Metazoa; Arthropoda; Insecta; Hymenoptera; Formicidae. Gene Ontology annotation, cellular component: nucleus. The record is from RefSeq and is a predicted model, not a curated record. Gene Ontology annotation, biological process: regulation of DNA-templated transcription.